Molecule: messenger RNA, 678 nt
Organism: Microtus ochrogaster (prairie vole)
Lineage: Eukaryota; Metazoa; Chordata; Mammalia; Rodentia; Cricetidae
Product: olfactory receptor 2AE1-like
Biological process (GO): G protein-coupled receptor signaling pathway
Cellular component (GO): membrane
Molecular function (GO): G protein-coupled receptor activity; olfactory receptor activity
Source: RefSeq, a predicted model, not a curated record
UCUGGCAAGAAGUCCAUCUCGUUUGUGGGCUGUGCCACCCAGCACUUCAUGUACCUGUCUCUUGGUGGUGCAGAGUGUGUCCUCCUGGCUCUCAUGUCUUAUGACCGUUAUGUUGCCAUCUGUCACCCCUUACAUUACACUGUGCUCAUGAGCAGAAAAGUUGGGGUGAUGAUGGCUGUCAUAUCAUGGUUGAGUGGAUCUGCCAACUCCCUAAUCCACACAUCUGUCUUGAUGAACUUACUGUUUUGUGGUUCGAGAAUCAUUCACCACUUCUACUGUGAAUUUCCAGCUGUUUUGAAGUUGGUAUGUGGAAAUAUCACUGUGUAUGAGAACACAGCCUAUAUCAGCACCGUUAUUCUUCUUCUCCUCCCCAUCAUUUUUGUCUCUACAUCCUAUGGAUUCAUUCUCCAUAGCGUCAUGCAUAUGCGCUCAGUAGGGAGUAAGAGAAAUGCCUUUGCCACAUGCAGCUCUCAUCUUACUGUGGUUUCCCUUUUUUUUGGUGCGUGCAUGUUCUCCUAUAUGAGACCCCGAUCCCAGCGCACUCCAUUCCAAGACAAAGUUGGUUCUGUUUUCUAUAGCAUCAUUACUCCCACUCUGAAUCCCCUGAUUUAUACUCUCAGGAAUAAGGAUGUUGCUAGGGCUCUGAAAAAAGUGUUGAGGAGAGAUCUUUUCACCUAG